UCUCCUUUCCUGCAACCGCCGCCGCCGAUCUCCACUCCCCCAAACCGCCCCGCCCCGCCGGCGACCUCCGCCUUCCUCUCCCCUCGCCACCUCGCCUCCCCUCGCCGCCUCGCCACCCCUCUCCGCGCUGGCGCCCUCCUGGAGCACGGCGGUGGUGCUGGCCUCCUACCUCCGUCCCGCCCGUCGCUCACGUCCCUGGCGCACACCCUCCGCCUCGUCGACGCCCCGCUGCGCUGGAUCGUCGUCGAGCCUGGCCACCGCACCGACGCCGUCGCCGCCGUGCUCGCCCGCUCCGGCCUCGACUUCAUCCACCUCGUCGCCUCCGACGGCGCCUCCACCGCGCGCCUUCGAAUGCACGCCCUCAGGGAGAUAUGAAGGAGAAGAUGGAUGACGUCGUGGUGUUCGCCGACGAGAACGGCAUCCUCCGGACGGAGCUGUUCGACCUCGACUACGAGUACGACGCGCCGCGCUGGUUCGACCUCGCGCAGGACGAGGCGCCCGCCGAGGCCGCCGCCGCCGAGCUCUGGUUCGCCACCGCCCCCAGCUACCCGCCCUCCCGACUGCGUAUCCUUCAGGACAACUCAAGCCCCUCCUCUCCUGUACAUGAAUGUGAGAUGCUGCGCAUGCAAGAUCUGAGCCAAAUGGCAUAAUGUAAUCUUUUUAUUGCUGGUUUUUAUGUAUGAUGUCAUGAAGAUGUACGUUUGAAAUGUUGCUUUGAUAGCAAAAUUGUAUUUUUGUGUACAUGCUGCUUUGACAGCAAAAUUAUGAAAAUUUAUGGGCAAAAAUGUAUUCCUGUGUA
Messenger RNA from Triticum aestivum (bread wheat), 799 nucleotides. Its product is annotated as serine/arginine-rich splicing factor SR45. The record is from RefSeq and is a predicted model, not a curated record. NCBI's taxonomy places the organism in Eukaryota, Viridiplantae, Streptophyta, Magnoliopsida, Poales, Poaceae. Gene Ontology annotation, biological process: regulation of mitotic spindle organization; activation of protein kinase activity; mitotic spindle assembly. Gene Ontology annotation, cellular component: nuclear microtubule; spindle. Gene Ontology annotation, molecular function: protein kinase activator activity; microtubule binding.